Molecule: messenger RNA, 693 nt
Organism: Pseudovirgaria hyperparasitica
Lineage: Eukaryota; Fungi; Ascomycota; Dothideomycetes; Acrospermales; Acrospermaceae
Exons: 3
Coding region: 1-693 (230 amino acids)
Biological process (GO): Golgi organization; endoplasmic reticulum to Golgi vesicle-mediated transport; intracellular protein transport
Cellular component (GO): COPII-coated ER to Golgi transport vesicle; endoplasmic reticulum-Golgi intermediate compartment; endoplasmic reticulum
Source: RefSeq, a predicted model, not a curated record
AUGGCGCGGUCAACAAUACCAAGCAGUAUACACACUGCUCUGACUCUCCUCUCCAUCGCAAUCCUUGUCCUUCCCUCGCACGCAAUCUACUUCUACUUCGACGGCAACUCGCCAAAAUGCUUCUUUGAGGAGCUUGCCAAAGAUACCCUCGUAGUCGGCCACUACGACGCCCUCCAAUGGGACGAAGCAACUCGCACAUACAACGUCUCUCCAGACCUGAAAAUCCAAAUCACCGUCGAGGAGACCUUUGACAACGACCACCGCAUUGUCAACCAGUCUGGCGCAUCCAAGGGCAAAUACACCUUCAGUGCGGCAGACAGUGGGGAGCAUCGCAUCUGCUUCAUCCCGUCGGGUGUUGCGGCUGCGGGCUGGCUGACCGGCGGUGCGAUGACGGGCAACGUCAAGUUCAACUUGGAUAUGAUCAUUGGCGAGACGAGUAAGAUCGAGGCCAAUGACAAGGACAAGAUGAAGGAUAUUCAGACCAAGAUUCGGGAUCUGAAUACGCGGUUGCAAGAUAUUCGCAGGGAGCAGGUUUUCCAAAGGGAACGCGAAGCCGAGUUCCGUGAUCAAUCUGAAUCCACCAACUCGCGCGUCGUUAAGUGGACGCUGGUGCAACUCUUCAUCCUGGGAAUUACCUGCGCGUGGCAGCUUACGCAUCUACGCGCAUUUUUCAUCAAGCAGAAAUUGACUUAA